Mycena citricolor is the source of this 679-nucleotide messenger RNA. Lineage: Eukaryota; Fungi; Basidiomycota; Agaricomycetes; Agaricales; Mycenaceae. The record is from the annotation of a GenBank genome assembly.
AAGAAAUUGGCCUUAUGCAAGUCCCCGACCACGUAUAGUCUAGAUUCCAACAUUCAGUCCGGUGGAUAGAUAACGCCCGAGGUCCGGAUCGUCCCGACGAAACUGAUCUCAUCAUUCUUAAUCUUCUUUCCGCCCGGUUUAGGCAAACGGCCCCGGUUGCACAAGUAUCUAACGGCCCAUGUGCUGAGAAUGCAGACCAGGAGUGGCUCUCCGGUGCAAUCUGUGCCGUGGAAUAGCCAGGCAGCAGGCGCUGCAGAAGGGUCUCGAUUUAGCCCAACUCUGGAGCGUCUCGAUGAGAGCCACCGGAUUAAACUUUCCCGGAUAGCAUCUUGUGAUACUAGGCGCCGGAAGCCUCCAGUCAGCAGUUUUGACAUGCUAACAGGGAGUAGACUGGCCUGGGACGCGUGGACAACUGAGUAUCAUCCCGAUUCGGCACUUCUAGGCCUUGAAGCCCAGCUGUUCGUGUAGGAACGUGCCCCCGAGUACCAGCACUCAAUGACUCAGGCCGAUUGUGCGAACGGGCUCGAAACGUCGUGGAUGCCUAACUUGACUUGCUUGGGUCCGAAGACCGCCCGCGCGGCUCGCGGUCGCCGGAGCUAGGAAUUGUCGAUAGGAUCCGAGUUGCACGCGAGGAGAUGGUUCGAACUCUUAGAUGGCCCAGAGCAGAUAUCAGUCUGUG